This is a messenger RNA of Haliotis rubra (blacklip abalone), 4358 nucleotides long. Its product is annotated as protein FORGETTER 1-like. NCBI's taxonomy places the organism in Eukaryota, Metazoa, Mollusca, Gastropoda, Lepetellida, Haliotidae. Gene Ontology annotation, cellular component: nucleus. The record is from RefSeq and is a predicted model, not a curated record. Gene Ontology annotation, biological process: regulation of DNA-templated transcription. Gene Ontology annotation, molecular function: histone binding; chromatin DNA binding.
UCGACACACAGAGUUAAACAAGAUGGCGGGAAUACGUCGUCAGCUGUUUUCUAAAAAUUGUAAAUAUGUUGAUCAUAUCAAACCAAAUUUUCUUCUCAUUGUCAAUCAUUUAUUAAUCUAAAUAUAUUUUUUGAAGUUACCCCUUAAUCAUCGAGGAAACCCCCACUCUGCGCGCCGAUGCCAUUCGGCAAACGAGAAAAGCGAAAAGAAUUCAACUCGAGGAUAGCUCAGCACAGAGAAUUUCGUGUAAUUCUCAAGUAUGAAUACAUCCGAUGCUGCCCAUGCAAGAUUUCUGGCCUCCUUGCCACCACCUGACCCCAUUCUGGCCCAACUUCAAACCCUGUCACAGCAAUACACGCCACCUGUCACCAUGGCAUCACCAGUGGUGCCUGUCGCAGACGAUGAGGUUGGGCAGAUGACAGAGGAUGGACUCCAUGAAACUGUCAGUGAAGAAGUAUUCUCCAACUACCGUCAUCGGAAGAUAGUUGCAGCUAGCUUACCCCACCCUGGUGAUAUAGUAGAGGCUGGGCCACUAGCUGCAAUUCAUUUACCAACAGAAUACUACCCUAUCACUGACUCUUACCCUAAAGAGGUUAUUGAAGAGGGUAGACUCAGUAGUCUGCAGCUGGAAGGAAUAGUACAUGCUUGUCAGAGGCAUGCUGUGAUAUUGCCCAACAAACAGCGAGCAGGAUUCUUUAUUGGAGAUGGAGCAGGUGUGGGGAAAGGCCGCCAGAUAGCUGGUGUCAUCAUGGACAACUUUGUGCGCGGCAGAAAAAAACAUGUUUGGUUCACAAUAUCUUCAGAUUUGAUUGUAGACUCCAGAAGAGAUCUGUCUGACAUUGGGUGCUACGUGAAGGUCAUUGAUGGUUGUCAGGAGCUGGACAGAGAAACCAGAGUGUUGGGUCUCCCUUCAGACUUCAAGGAAGGUGUGAUAUUCAGCACUUAUGCUACUCUGGUUUCAUCUGUGCAGAGGGGAGGCGCAUUCAGUACCUCCCGUCAGUCUCGGCUGCAGCAGUUGAUAGACUGGUGUGGUGGCAUAGACUUCCAGGGAUGUCUCAUUUUUGAUGAAUGUCACAAGGCAAAGAACUUCAUACCAAACAAGGAGCAAGCUAGUACAAAGAUAGCUGUAGCAGUCACAUCUAUACAAAGAAUGUUACCAAAGGCAAGAGUUGUGUAUUGCAGUGCCACGGGUGUGACAGACGUGAAGAACAUGGCAUUUAUGGAGAGGCUUGGAUUGUGGGGAGACGGAGCACCGUUCAAGACAUUUGAACAUUUCAUUGAAUCUGUGCAGAAAAAGGGUUUAGGAGUUGCUGAAAUGCUGGCUAUGGAAAUGAAGGCAUCGGGGAUGUAUGUGUCACGCGGCCUGAGCUUCAAACAGGCAGAGUUUGUGUCAGUCCAGUCAGAUUUAAGCCAGGAGCAGAAGAAGAUGUAUGACACAGCCGCACAUGUAUGGAACGAACUACGCAAGGCUCUUGAAAGUGCAUUACUCCGCACAAGCACUGUCAACAAGAGACUCUGGUCACAGUUCUGGUCGGCACAUCAGCGCUUUUUCAAACAGCUUUGUAUGGGUAUGAAAGUUCCAUGCAUUGUGAAGGAGGCCAGGGAAGCACUCGAAUCUGGUUGCUGUGUGGUGAUUGGUUUGCAGACAACAGGAGAGGCAUCUCUUGAUAGUGAACUUAGCAAGAACAAAGGAAAAUUAAAAGGGUUCAUCUCCCUCUGUCGUGAAAUUAUCUCGCGCUUCAUUGAACAGAACUUCCCAACCAAAAUGGAAAAUGCUUUUAAACCGCCCCAGGACCCCCACCUGAUAUCUGGGCUCAGGAUCCCCCAUCCCAAAAGUCUUCUAAUGAGAAGAGUUCCACCUCUUCUUCCUCUGCAUCCACGGAAGCAGGGGGCAAGCAAGCUAAGCCCUUUAGAUGAGAUUAUUGACUGUCUUGGAGGUCCUGCGAAUGUGGCUGAGAUGAGACGCAAGGGUCGUGUUGUAAAACGAACGAAAGGCGACAUGCCACAGUAUGAACAAAGAGGCCUUGACUCUGAUUCUUUCCUUGAGAGUCUCAAUGUGAAAGAGAGAAAUACUUUCAUGGAAGGCAAAAAGCUAGUGGCUGUAAUAUCUGAUGCAGCCAGUACAGGAAUAUCACUGCAUGCUGACGUGAGAGCUGCCAAUCAGCGACGUCGAGUUCACCUGACUGUGGAGUUGCCAUGGAGUGCAGACAAGGCUGUCCAGCAGUUAGGACGCUCACACCGCUCCAACCAGUCCAGUGGUCCAUUGUACAAACUCCUAACUACCAAUCUUGGAGGCGAGAGGAGAUUUGCUGCUGCUGUUGCUCGCAGAUUGCAAUCACUGGGUGCCCUGACAAAAGGGGAUAGACGGGCAGCAACAGGAGCUGACUUGACAGAGUUUAAUUUUGACACACCUUAUGGACGAAGUGCAUUGAGAAGCAUGUACCACUGUAUUUGCCAGAAAAAACUUGUUGCAGGUGUGUCUCUGUCUAAAAUGACAAAUGGAGAGUAUGACUUUGAUCAGUUGAACACUCUACUGCAGGAGAGUCUUGUGUUGAUGGGCCUGGUGGAGGUAGACGUUCUCCGACUUGGAGCAGCUGUCAAGGACAAGGAUGCAGGAGAUGUCAGCAAGUUCCUCAAUAGAAUUCUUGGACUUAGUGUGGAGAAACAGAACUUGAUGUUCAACUACUUCACAGAGACUUUGGAAGUCAUUGUUCAGAAUGCCAAGAAAGAAGGAAGAUACAAUGAGGGUAUGCUUGAUAUCACUGCUGCUUCAGUCAAAAUGGUGGAGGAUCCAAAAGAAGUCUUCACGGAUUUUGCCAAAGGAGGAGGAUCUACAAAAUCAGUGAAGCUGAUUGUUGACCGAGGCAUGAGCUGGAAUUCAGCCUUGACUAGGCUUGACAACUACAAAGGACGACAAGAUGGCUUCUAUGUCUCCAAACGAGAUAUCUGGGGUAGCAAGCACUACAUACUGGCCACUCAGAAGGAGAAUUCGACACAUCUCUUCAAGAUAGCAAGACCUAACACUGGCCUAUCUACAUUUGAUGAGGAGAAAGCUGACCUGCUGCAAAAGUAUGUUCCUAUACAGACGGAGAAAGCAGAGGAAGGUUGGAAGAAACGUUAUGAUGAGAGUCGAGACCUGUGCAUCCACGGGCGUAACUGCCGACAUCGCCGAGUUUGCAAUGUUGGAAGUAGAACAUAUCCACUUCACCUUCUUUGUGGGAACAUUGUGACACUAAUGUCAGUGUUGGAAACUACAAUCAACAAGUUUUCCCUGAAACUUGGGUUGAGUAAAUAUGACACACAUCUGCGAGUUGUACGUGUGGAAUUGGACAAUGGGGAGAGACUAGUUGGAAUAAGAUACCCCGAAGUCCUUAUACCGGAAGUACAGAGGUCACUGACGGAACAACACGUUUUCAUGCAGCAAAACGCACAAGGCAUGAACCUUUCUGCUAGUCCAAGCCAGUUGACUACACCCAAUGCUAAGGAAGAUUCAACAAAACAGUUCAAAAUCAUCAGGGAAGAUGUUACUCCAGUUGUGCCCAAAUGUUUUGCCAGGGCAACUAACCCACCUGUAACCCUUAAAAACUUCUUCAAACCAGUUUCGAGGUUCUGUAGCGAAGACUGUGCUUCUUCAGUGUCAUCACAUAACUCUGAAGAGCCAGAAAAUGGCUCAACUAACAUCAGUGAUAAGGCCAAUGAAACCAAGGUCAGAAAGACACAGGGCAAAUUACAAGAGAAAGUCGAAGUUGGUUUUGAAAUAGAAGAAAAUAAUCUUGGCACUAAUCCAAAUGGUGUGCAACCCUCUGCCCUCAUUUCCAAACCAAGAAUCCAAAAAGAAUGCAGAUCACAGAAACGGUUGUCAUGUGGAAGCAGUACACAGCCAGCCAAACGCUCCAAGCAAGUGUCAUUGUUUUCAUCAUUUGCUAAACAGACCAGGUUGAAGGAUGACAAGAGUGAAAUUACUUGUCCAAUUUGUGGCAGGUAUUUUCCAACAGAAACUGCAAAUGAGACCAUAAACCAGCAUGUAGAUAACUGCCUUAUAGACUAAAAUAUUGUCCUCUAGACAAACCUUUGGACACAUAUUUCUUCAGUGUUUUUAAGCAGUUACUUUAUCUUUACAUACAUUGUUUGUUAUAUUAAGUGCUCUGGCCCAAAACAUAGACUGUAAAGUAUCCUUGUGGGCUUAGUACUGGUCAAGAUUCCUUGCAGACUGGUCUAGGAGUGGCCAGGGCUCUUCUUAUGGCAAAUAUUCAUGUUUGUCAAAUUGCAGGAUCUAUCAAUUUGACUUGUAAUGCCUACCACAUUUAUAUAAUCAUCAUACAAUAGAUUUAGCGAAGAAAAUAAAUGUCAGAAUUUUG